GUAGACGCCCAGGCAAAUCAGUGCUAAGCGAUCAGGAAAUGCAGAUCGCUUUUGGUGAAGACUCCCCGACGGCACAGUGGGGAGGGCUUUGUUUGAGAGAACCAGAGAGGGGGCUCUAAUGUGGAAAGACUCGGCGGUGGGGGAAGCCAUUAGAGAGAGAAGGAGGAGGGAUUAGAUCGCAUUCCAAGGGAGCUUGGAAGAAAAACGGAAUCAAAGAGGCGAACGGCAGAAGAGUUUAGGCGCAGGAGUGAAGCUGGGAGCGCGUAGGAUACAGGGGACAGGAAGGAAGCGAGGCGUGGUAAUAAUUGCGCUGGUUCAUUCCAGGCGUAGAAAAACUCACUCUACUCUUUUCUAUUCCUCCGCCUAUCUUUCCCUGAUCAGGAACCGAGGUACAAGAGCAGCGCUACAGCGCUGCCAGGAAAAGAGGCGCAUCGAUUUUCGCCAGGCGCGAAGAGGAUUCUCGCCAGGCGCGAAGAGGACUUUACUGAAAAGUAGAGGCAGGAAAGUGCUCCGAGAGAAUUCAAAAGCAAAGCGACGCCAUGCCGUUCAGCAACAGUCCCGGCGGCUCCGCUUGGACGACGCCUGCGUGGAACUGGAACCGGGGCCCUCUCGGGAAGGUAGACGGCUCCGGGGGCAGCGUGGAGGCGCCGUGGUCAGGGAGCAAAGCCAACGGAAGCAGAGACCCCUACGGGCGGGACGAAGACCUGGCCAAGCUGGAGAUCGCUGUGCUGGCUCUGACCUUCGCCUUAGCUGUGCUGGGCAACGUUUUCGUGCUGUUAGCGCUGCACCACACGCCGCGCAAAAAGGCAUCCCGCAUGCAUCUUUUCAUCCUGCAUCUGAGUCUGGCUGACCUGGCGGUAGCUUUCUUUCAGAUCUUACCCCAACUUUGCUGGGAAGUCACGCACCGUUUCCAUGGGCCGGACGGGCUCUGCCGCGUGGUGAAACACCUUCAGGUCUUCGGCAUGUUCGCCUCGGCGUACAUGUUAGUGGUGAUGACGGCCGAUCGGUACAUCGCCGUGUGCCACCCGCUCAAGACGCUGCAGCAGCCGAGCAAGCGCUCGCGCUGCAUGAUCGUGGCCGCCUGGGCGCUCAGCUUCUUGCUCAGCGUGCCCCAGUACUUCAUCUUCUCCCUCAGCGAGGUGGAGAGCGGCUCGCAGGUCUAUGACUGCUGGGCGCAUUUCAUCAAGCCGUGGGGGGCUCGCGCCUAUAUCACUUGGAUGACCGGCAGUAUCUUGGUGGCUCCCGUCCUUAUCCUGGCCAUCUGCUACGGCUUCAUCUGUUACCACAUCUGGAGCAACAUCCGGGACAAGACGCGGCGGCAGAAGCGAGAAAGGGCUCCGCCUCGCGAGGGCGCCCUGCGCAAGGAACUGCUCUUCACACCUCAUGUCAGCAGUGUCAAAAGUAUUUCCCGCGCUAAAAUCCGCACCGUCAAAAUGACCUUCGUGAUCGUUUCGGCUUAUAUUGUGUGUUGGGCUCCUUUCUUCUCUGUACAGAUGCGUUCCGUCUGGGACGACCACGCCUCCUGGCAGGAUUCAGAGGAUGUUGCAGUUACAGUGACCGCCCUUUUGGCCUGCUUGAACAGUUGCUGCAAUCCAUGGAUCUACAUGUUUUUCAGUGGGCACCUCCUUCAAGACUUCAUGCAUAGUUUCUUGUGUUGUCGGAACAUUAAACGAAGAUUGAAUAAAGAAGAUACUGGGAGCAUUAGCAGGAGACAGACUUCUUUCACUAAUAACAUAAGUCCAACAAACAGUUUGGACACAUGGAGAGAAUCAUCAAAUUUAUCAUGAUUUAUUAACCAUAUCAAUUUCUAGACCAUUGAUAAAAUACUCAUAUCUCUUUGAGUGCCAAAACAGCACUUUAGCACUUUAGCUACCAGGUAUCAUGUCAAUAAAGUAAUUAAUUGCCAAAAAAAUACCAUUUUAUAUUAAUGAAGGCUACAAAUUAUUAUGUAAAAAGGUACGUGAACAUGUAGUCAAUGAUACUGAUGAAAAAUCAGAUAACAUGCAAUUUUUCCCAGACAGAUAAACCUUGGCAUUAAUUCUUAAUAAGGUACAGCAUUCUAUGAAGUAAUGGCUACCACUCUGUAAAAAUAUUUGCUCAGUCCCCUCAAAAGUCUUGCUGAGGAACUUCCUGGUUUUUAAAAAAAUGACUAAAUUACCUAUCUCAAUGAUCAGCCAUUUAUAGGUAGUCCUUGACUUACAAUCGCAAUUGAGCCCAAAAUUUCUGUUGCUAAGUGAGAUAAGUGAAUUUUGCCCCAUUUUACAA
Messenger RNA from Crotalus tigris (Tiger rattlesnake), 2265 nucleotides. It is a transcript of the gene AVPR1A, whose product is annotated as arginine vasopressin receptor 1A. The coding region runs from base 540 to 1787 and encodes 415 amino acids. Gene Ontology annotation, cellular component: membrane. The record is from RefSeq and is a predicted model, not a curated record. Gene Ontology annotation, biological process: G protein-coupled receptor signaling pathway; positive regulation of vasoconstriction; regulation of systemic arterial blood pressure by vasopressin. Gene Ontology annotation, molecular function: peptide binding; vasopressin receptor activity. NCBI's taxonomy places the organism in Eukaryota, Metazoa, Chordata, Lepidosauria, Squamata, Viperidae. The transcript has 2 exons.